AUGGUCAUCAACAGCACUUUGUUCGUAUGCAACGGAGUUGUCGGUCCGCGAGCUUUUGACGUGACCCGACGAACAGUUCGCUACGAUGCCGUCUCCGCUACCUGGGCCGACGUGCAUCCGAUGCAAACGGGGCGCGGUGAUGCCGGUUUUACCGCCACCGACGGUCACAUUUACGUGAUUGGUGGGCAUGCUGAGGAUAAGCGGGUACUGUCAUCGGUGGAACGCUAUGAUGUGGUAGCGAAUCGGUGGACCUUUGUAGCUCCCUUACCAGUGUCGCUUAGAAGGUCCGCCGUGGUCUGCUACGAAGGCCAGGUAUUCUUGUUUGGAGGUUGCACGUCGAUAAGGGAGAUUGGCACUAAUGCGGCAUUCUGUUACGAUCCCAAAUCGGAUUUAUGGAGUGCACUGCCGCCGAUGCCCACCGAACGGUAUCGCGCUUCGGCCUGCGUCGGAUCGGACGGAUGGAUUUAUGUCAUUGGUACGAUUAAGCAUGUAGUGAAACGGGCUGUUGAUUUGUUUGCUGCCACUUGA
Molecule: messenger RNA, 528 nt
Organism: Paramacrobiotus metropolitanus
Lineage: Eukaryota; Metazoa; Tardigrada; Eutardigrada; Parachela; Macrobiotidae
Product: influenza virus NS1A-binding protein homolog A-like
Exons: 1
Coding region: 1-528 (175 amino acids)
Molecular function (GO): protein binding
Source: RefSeq, a predicted model, not a curated record